UGCUACCAGAAUCAAAACAAACGCCAAUAAAAACAUUACACAUCCCAACUAAAUUAGUAACCCAAAAAUAUUUAAAAUAGGAACAAUACGCACAAGGAAAGACAGACGACAAAUAUGUGUGGACAGGUAUGAUAAGAAUUUAAUGCCCAGGUCUACAUAUUUAUACACAACAAGAUGUCACGUAAUGUUUUGCAAAGUAGUUUGCUUAACGCCGGAUUAAGUAUUAUUUUUCAGGUAUUAUGUCGUAUUAUAACCUUUGGUAUCAAUGCCUUCAUAGUGCGCAAUGUUGGCCGCGAGGUAUUGGGCAUAAUGAAUGUACGUUUACUGCUGCUGGAGAGUACGCUUCUGUUCUUAUCUCGUGAGGCUAUAAAUCGUGCUUCGCUUAGUGCUACCUCCCAGCAACGUGAAAAAUGCUCAUGGGCUCAAUUAAUAAAUCAACAGUGGCUAACAGUUCCCAUCUGCAUAGCUAUAAGCAUACCUUGCGUGUAUAUAUGGCUCAAUUGGCUAACGGCUGUUGACACUGUAUUUGCGGCACAAUACCGUUUUGCUUGUUAUGCUGUCGCCUUGUCUUGUGUCAUAGAACUGUGUGCCGAAGCUCCAGUGUUUAUAAUACAAGUGUUUUGUUUUGUUAAACUUAAAGUUAUUUUAAAUACUCUUCAUAUAUUUGUACGUUCAGUGGUGUUUCUUUGGAUUGUCUUAGGAAAUGGUUCGGUGGCCAUUUAUGCCUUUGCUAUUGCUCAAUUGGUUAGUGCGAUUACAAUACUUGUAUCUCAUUAUGGAUUUUUUGCCUAUUAUAUACAUUUGUUUGAAGAUUACAAGAAAUCCAUGAAGGAUAAAGAAAAUAAUUGGAAGCUACGAUUGCCAUUUGUUAAUAAAAACAUUUUCGAUAGUAUGCAUGAUUUUCCGUUUAGAAAUUUGAGGCAAUUUCUCCCCGGUACCAUGAUUAACAAGGAACGUUUUUUCAACUCAGAACUGCAAGUUUUAACUUUAAGCUUUGUCAAGCAAGGCGUUCUUAAGCAAAUUUUAACGGAGGGAGAGAAAUAUGUUAUGUCCAUGAGUCCUGUCCUAAGUUUUAGUCAACAGGCUACUUACGACGUGGUCAACAAUUUGGGCAGUCUGGCAGCAAGAUUCAUAUUUAGACCCAUAGAGGAAAGUAGUUACUUUUAUUUUACACAAACCAUUGCCAGAGAUGUGGAUCUCCAAAAACAGGAUAAGGCAAAAGUGCAGCAAGCCGCUCAAGUUCUAAGUCAUCUCUCUUUAGUUGUAUCAUCAAUAGGUCUACUGGCACUGGUAUUUGGUCAAAGUUAUUCACACACCCUACUGCUGUUGUAUGGUGGUGCUGAUUUUGUUGCCGACGGUUUGCCAGUUGUACUACUAAAAUGGCACUGUUUGGCUAUAUAUUUCCUGGCGGUGAAUGGUAUAACUGAGGGCUAUAUGUUUGCCACCAAUACCAGCCAAGACAUUGACAAAUACAAUUAUCUAAUGGCUAUAUUUUCUGUAAGCUUUUUGGUAUUAUCCUACGUAUUGACGAGUAUUUUUGGUCCCGUGGGCUUUAUAUUUGCCAACUGUAUCAAUAUGUUUUCGCGCAUUUGUUUCAGCACUCGUUUUAUUUGGCUGCAAUACAAGCCAUUAGAUUGCAAUCCACUAAUGGGUUUGUUGCCAAAGAGAUUCUUUAUAUUGACAUUAAUUUUUGUGGGAAUUGUCUGCAACUAUUGGAUGUUUAACACAACCAUUCUAAAGCACAUUACUUUAGGCGUUCUAAGCGUUGUAAUUGUUUUGGCUGUUUGGUCGUAUGAAAAUAAAGAUCUGAUAAAGCUGGGCUGGUCGUAUAAAAGAAAAUUAAAGGCUGUUUGAUGUAAAAGACAAAUGUUAUUAAUAAAUGCUAUAAAUAUCAAAUAUAUUAGAAGAAAUUAUGAAAAUUAGUUAAAGUUUUCUUUUUCUUCUUUAUAUUAAUUAAACAAGCUCACUUACUUACAUUCCUAGUAAAAUUUUGUUAAAUAUUUUUUUUUUUUUAUUUAAUUUUAUUUUUCAUAUAUAAAAAUGUAUAUAAAAGAAAUAUUAACAAUUUAUUACUUACUUACAUACCUAUAAAUACAUAUUUAUAAACUGAAAACAAAUUAAGAUUACAACUAAACAACUCUAAAUAAAAAUAAUAAAAAAAAACGUAUGGUCGUUUUAUAAGUACAUAAUAA
Messenger RNA from Calliphora vicina (urban bluebottle blowfly), 2192 nucleotides. RefSeq names its product protein RFT1 homolog. The transcript has 7 exons. The record is from RefSeq and is a predicted model, not a curated record. Gene Ontology annotation, cellular component: endoplasmic reticulum membrane. Gene Ontology annotation, biological process: dolichol-linked oligosaccharide biosynthetic process; glycolipid translocation. The coding region runs from base 175 to 1854 and encodes 559 amino acids. NCBI's taxonomy places the organism in Eukaryota, Metazoa, Arthropoda, Insecta, Diptera, Calliphoridae.